Molecule: messenger RNA, 1536 nt
Organism: Penicillium nucicola
Lineage: Eukaryota; Fungi; Ascomycota; Eurotiomycetes; Eurotiales; Aspergillaceae
Product: UbiD family decarboxylase
Exons: 2
Coding region: 1-1536 (511 amino acids)
Biological process (GO): cinnamic acid catabolic process; ferulate metabolic process
Cellular component (GO): cytoplasm
Molecular function (GO): carboxy-lyase activity
Source: RefSeq, a predicted model, not a curated record
AUGAUGAGUUCUAGUAAUGGAGAAGAGUUCUCUGCGGCGGAAGACCUUCGCCAGUUCGUCAAAGAGCUCGAGGAUGAAAACGACCUUGUCACCAUCACUAAAGAAGUCGAUCCUCACCUGGAACUCGCUGCAAUUACCCGAAAGGUCUACGAGACCGAGGACAAGGCUCCAAUUUUUGCCAACAUUAAGGGCCGGCAAGGAACUGGACUCUUCCGCAUCCUUGGAGCCCCCGUUGGUUUGAGUCGUAAUCCAGGACGCAGGUUCGGACGUAUUGCAAAGUCCCUCGCACUACCCUCCACUGCAAGUGGCGAGGAAAUCAUCGACAGAAUCAACGAAUGCAAAACAAGAUCGCCGCUGCCUCCGAUCGAAGUCUCCUUUGAUCAAGCACCCGUUAAACAGCACAAGCUCUUUGGAGAUGAAAUUGAUCUAGAGGCUUUACCAGUUCCUCUUCUUCAUGAUGCAGACGGGGGCAAGUUCUUGCAGACCUUUGGCAUGUACAUUGUGAAGACACCCGACGGACGAUGGGCCAACUGGUCGAUUACCCGAGGAAUGGUCCAUGACAAACGUCACAUUGUUGGACCAAUUAUUCCAAAGCAGGAUAUUGGCGUGAUCUGGCAAAUGUGGAAAGACAAGGGAGAAGAAAUGCCGUUCGCACUCUGCUUCGGUGUUCCUCCUGCGGCGAUCAUGGUUAGUGGAAUGCCGAUACCAAAGGGAACGGAUGAAUCUGGCUUUGUGGGUGCUCUAUCUGGCAAGCCUGUGAAGGUGGUAAAGUGUGAAACCAAUGAUAUCCAUGUUCCAAUGAACGCCGAAAUUGUUUUUGAGGGUGUGGUAUCCUCCACUGAAGUCGGCCCUGAGGGCCCAAUGAUGGAGUAUCAUGGCAUGGUGUUCCCCGGUGAAGCCAAGAGCAAGCCUCUCUGGAAAGUGAAUGCCAUCACCUACAGAGACGAUCCGAUUUUGCCUAUCUGCGUGACUGGCAGAGCCACAGACGAAAGCCAUACUGUCUGGGCCAUCAUGAUAGCCGCCGAGGUCUUGAACAUCUGUCAAGCUGCAGGCCUACCCAUUAAAAUGGUUUGGUGUCCCUUUGAAUCCCAUUGCAUCUGGUUCGUUCUGCAGGUCGACUGCAAGAAGCUGAAAGACUUGAAAACAAAUAUUCCAGAAUUCAGCAAAAGGGUCGGCCAUACUGUCUUCGCUUCGAAGCCUGGUUGGUAUAUUCCGAAGAUAUUCCUUGUCGGUGACGACGUCAACCCAACAGACCUUCGAGAUAUCAUCUGGGCUGAGGCUACACGCUGCCAGCCACUCACUAAUGAGUUCUUCUUCCAUGAAUAUGGAGUCAUUCCCUUGGUUCCGUAUGUUGGAUACGGUCUCACUCCCGAAUAUGAGAACUGCCCUAAAGUUGUGCGCUGCUGUAUGUUUCCUUUCGAGUUUGAAGAAGAGGAGAAAAGGUGGAAGGAGGGUUCUUUCCGAGGAUCAUAUCCUGCUGAAGUUCAGGAUAAGGUGACGCGUGACUGGAAAGCAUAUGGAUUUGAGCAUGAAUAG